Molecule: messenger RNA, 5278 nt
Organism: Amblyraja radiata (thorny skate)
Lineage: Eukaryota; Metazoa; Chordata; Chondrichthyes; Rajiformes; Rajidae
Gene: rfx7b
Product: regulatory factor X7b
Exons: 9
Coding region: 485-4909 (1474 amino acids)
Biological process (GO): regulation of transcription by RNA polymerase II
Molecular function (GO): DNA-binding transcription factor activity, RNA polymerase II-specific; RNA polymerase II cis-regulatory region sequence-specific DNA binding
Source: RefSeq, a predicted model, not a curated record
GCACCGCUCUGCUCUGCUGUCUGCGCCUGAUCUGAUGUGGGCUCCGCUCACAGCCCGAGUGCAUGGCCCCCGACUGCAGCUCCGGGCUGUAACACUCCGCAAACAACAGCGCCCCCAAACCCCCUCCGAUUUUAUUCCAAUAAUCAAAGCGGUCGGAUCUCGGUGUCCGUGAGCGACCGAAGCAUCUUCCGGCUCGGAGCGGGACCACGAUGCACCAGAGCCGGGGACAGGCCGAGGCCGGGGCCGUGUUGCUUCGCUGAAUCGGGGCCGAGCGGAAUCGGGAGUGUGUGUGUCUGGCGACAGGGGGGGAGGGCAGGGGGGAGGCGCUGAUCGCUCCAACGGGGCCAACGCUGAGAGGUUGCGGCCUAGUCGCCGUGCGUGUCCCCCCCCCUCCCCCCCUCGUUUGCUCGACUUGGCCGAGACCCUCCCCCCUCCUUCUCAUCCUCCCUCCCUCCCUCCGUCCGCCCGCCGCACCAUCUCCAUCAUGGCAGAGGAGCAGCCCGAGCGAGAGUCGGAGCAGCAGCAGCCCCGCAGGCCGGACGGCAGCGCGGCUCUGCCAAGCCUGGUGCCGGGGCUGGCAGAGUCGGAGGCGAAUGCACUGCAGCAGAAGCUGAAGAACUCAAUCUGCAAAACUGUACAAUCAAAAGUGGACUGCAUUUUGCAAGAAGUGAUGAAGUUUACAGAUCCAGAAAAACUCUACCUCUACCUUCAGUUGCCUUCUGGUCUCAGCAAUGGAAACAAAAGCAAUCCAAGCUCUUUGUCUUCAAGCCGUACUCUGCAAAUGCAUGCAUGUAACUGGAUCCGAAAUCAUUUGGAGGACCACCCAGAUACUUCACUGCCCAAGCAAGAGGUUUAUGACGAAUACAAAGGUUAUUGUGACAAUCUUGGAUAUAACUCUUUAAGUGCAGCUGAUUUUGGGAAGAUCAUGAAGAAUGUCUUUCCAAAUAUGAAGGCUCGGCGUCUUGGCACAAGAGGGAAAUCUAAAUAUUGCUAUAGUGGUCUGAGGAAAAAGGCUUUUGUUCACAUGCCGUCACUACCAAGCUUGGAUUUUCACAAAACCACUGAAGGGUCUGAAGGAUCAGACUGUGCAGGGCACUUGCAGAGUAUUGAUGAAGAGGUCAGAUCUGCAGCUUGCAGUCUGGUGUGUGAGUGGGCCCAGAAGGUAUUAAUUCGCAAGUUUGAUUCGGUGGUCGAUCUCGCACGCUUCCUUGUAACCAGUCACUAUAUUGUCACUAAAUCCAUCGCUGCGUUGUCCAUGAUGACUGGUGAUCCUUCAGGAGGGCAGCAACCUUCUGCGUUUGUGCCUAUGGCUGAAAGCAACUCUUUUCAGCCCCAAGUGAAGACUUUGCUUUCGCCAUCAAUAGAUGCCAAACAACAAUUACAGCGCAAAAUUCAACAAAAUACACUGAAGAAACAACAAGAACAGAAACUUCAAUCUCCACUUCCAGGCGAGCAACAAGGGAAGAAGAUAGAGGGCCCCACUGUUGGAGGAGUAACUAACAUUCCCAAUGGAAGCCCUGCUUUGCUUUCUCCACAGCCCACAAUUGGCAUAGUAGUGGCAACUGUUCCCAGCCCUAUCCAGAUGCAAAGAAGCAGGCAGAUGAUGACGUCACCAAGUCCAUUGGGUCCAUCAGAAAGCAAGGUCCUUCCUUUGAAUGUUCAGGUUGUGGCUCAACAUAUGCAGUCGGUCAAACAGCAGCAGAAGACUAUCCAGAAUAUUCCUGCAAGUCCACAUAAUGACCGCUCAAGGCCACGUUAUCAUCAAAUCUUGCCUAAACCACCUUCAACCAACACACUUACUCUUACCUCUCCAACAAGGGUACUUUUGGCCAGUAGCAGUCCAAUUAAAACUGUUGCUUCUGGAGCAUCCCAUCCAAGCUCUUUGAAUAUGGUGAAGAUGACUACAAUAUCUCUUCCACCCAGUACAGGUGCAUCUCCUAAACCUACAUCAUCAGCGAGUAACAGUGGUGGAGUAACAGAAAAAACAAAAUCUACGUCAACUGUGAAAGUUGGCGCUACUUCUCUUUCUGCUGCUGGAUCCAGAUCAAGUAGUGCCACGACUACACCUACUGCGGAGGUCAUCAAAUACGAACAGGAAGCGAUAUCAAAUGAUGAAAAGCAGAUUCAGUGCCAAGAUCAUUCAAGAAAUCUGAAUGAUCCCAGAAGAGCUUCUGGUUCUCCGUCCGGACAGAGAGGUAAUAGUGAAGGUACCACAAAAGUGAAGACGCCAAAUGGGAGAAUAUCUACUGAGAAGGCAGCUAAAGUCUGUAAUGGUCAGAAAACUGAAGGAAAACGGUCAAAAAAUGAUGGCAAGUUUUUACACAAUGAAAAUCUGGCCAUUUCAUUGUCUGGAAAUAAUCAAAAUGCUUUUGUUGUUUCCUCUGCUUUAAUGAUGAACACCAGCAUUAGUUCAAAAUCCAAUGCCGAUACUGCCAGGUCUCAUAAAGAUAAUGGGAUGUGCCCAAAAAGCCCAAGGAAACGGUCUCCCUCAAAUUCGUUAGGUGAGCCACUGGUGCCACCUGUGAAGAAAGCUCUGGUUUUGGAACCCAUUUUCGAUAGUGCAGAACAUCAGAUCAGUCCUGGAACUGCAGUAGUGACACAUCCGAAGCUCUCUGCAGGUGUACUGGUAAAAAAUGAGAAAACCCCAACAUCUCAGGUUCAUACACCUAGUAAAAUUACUGUUAAACUAAAUACAACAGGGAUAACCCGUAUAUUAGCCAACCCUUCAUCCGAUAUCCAAGUGGUCACCUUGGGUUGCGUUCAGACGGAUACAGAACAAAUGUCUAUCUUUCAGGAAAACGAGACCGCAGAUUUGGAAAGGGGCUUAUUUUCUGUGCAGGGGCACAACACAAGUACAAAGCUGUUUGCCGAUCAUACUGAUAUCCAGCAUAUCAAAAGGAAACACCAAUGUUUUUUUAUGAAUACAGAAAGGCAGGCAGCUGUAAAUGCUAAUACAAUAGGGAAUUCAGGGACCAUUGAUUUUCGAGAAUCUGCAUGGGAGCCAGCACAAUGUAAUGGGUUGGAUCAGCAGCCUUAUGAUCAACAGUUGCAUGCUCAAAAUCAGAUGCAAGUUUCUAAUUCGGUUCAGCUGCAAGGACACCAUCAAGUGCAGUUGUCACACCCGUUACCUCUGCAGGAUAAUUUGAUGGAUCUCACUGCUCCAAGUUCACAACCCAGUGAUAACUACUUUCAAUUUGACGAUGAUCUUACACAGGACAGUAUUGUAGAAGAGCUUGUGUUAUUUGAAGAGCAAAUGUCCUUGAAUGUUGAUUAUGAAUCUGCGUUGGGAAUACCUGCUCAUGGUCAUUCUGCAGGAAGUCAGAAUACACUGUUAUCAUCUCAUCAAAUGGGGCAAUUCUAUCAUCCCAUCCAUAGCAGUGGCACUCCAACCCCAACGCCAACACCAACUCCGACACCCAAUCCAACACCUACAUCAGAAAUGAUUGGCUCCCAAACAUGUUCCAGUCCUAGCUCCAGAAUGGCUCAAUCCACACCUGUUGACAGUGCUCUCGGUAGUAGCAGGCAUACGCCAAUUGGUACACCUCAUUCAAACUGCAGCAGUAGUGUACCUCCGAGCCCUGUUGAGUGCCGGAACCCGUUUGCUUUUACUCCCAUAAGCUCCAGCCUGGCCUACCAGGAUGCCAGUGUAAUUUCCAGUAGUCCUGUUAAACCGAUGCAACGGCCCAUGGCUACUCAUCCAGACAAAACAAAAAUUGAAUGGAUGAAUAAUGGAUACAACACUGGAAUGAGCAAUCCAGCAAUGUUGACCAGUGGUGUUGGUAUUCUUCCUAGUUACCAGAAACUUACAGAGGAUCACUUUAGAAAACCACAUGCCUUUGCAGUUCCUGGACAGACAAUGCAAUCAUAUCAUAAUACUGUGCAGUUACAGUUCAGACAUCAUGAUGCUCAAAUGGGCCGUGUUACUCCUGUUUCACCUAUACCACACCAGGCAGCUUCAAUGGCUAAUUGCAAUAAGCAGGAGGGCUUUGCAGUGCCAGCGCCUCUUGACAACAAAGGAAUACAUUCACUGAUCAAUAAUUUUAGGUGCCGCAGUGUCAGUCCUGCUGUUCGUCAACGUAAUCUUAGCGGAAGCACAGUUGGUCCAGUGAUUAAUCUGCCGAGAACAAGUAUGGCAACUUUUGGAAGCCCAAUGACACCCGAGGUUCACAACACAUUUGUUAACAAUAUUUCUGAUAAUAGUGCCAACAGCAUAGCUCAAAGAAGCCAAUCUGUCCCUUUGUCAGUUAUGAUGCAGAAUACUUUUCCAUCUUACCAGAAGCCAACUAACACGAAAAAGAUAACAAAUGUGUUGUUAAGUAAACUUGAUUCUGAAGGUGACGAUGCAAUGAGAGGCUUAGGAAUAAAUAAUUUGCCCUCCAAUUAUACAGCACGAAUGAAUCUUACUCAGAUAUUAGAGACAACAUCUAAUUUUGCCAACCAGCAACCAAUGAUUAAUCCAGGCUCUUCUGUCUUUGAAUUCCAAAAGCCCAGUUAUGUAACAAAACACAUCAAUAAUGAUCAGAUGGGUUAUAUUUCUGAGGGUAAUCAAGCACAAACAGAAGCCAGAGUGCAAUCAUUGGAUUUCAACAAUACAGUCAAAGACUUUCUGGCUGAAGAGAGCCUACAGUCUAACCAGCAAGUGGUUGGUCAAGUAUCAUCAGAUCUAAAUGUUGCCUCUGAUUUCUCCAGUGAUCUCAGGUUACCUACUGAGCUUUCAGGCAGCAUAAACGAUCUGAGCACUUUAGACACAAAUUUGCUGUUUGACCCUAGUAAACAACAGGGGCACGAUGUUGAUACUACACUGGAGGAACUAAAUAAUGAUGCAGUAUUUCAGCAAAUCUGUAAUGAGUCUUCAGGUUUUGACUGGAUGGAAAGUAAAGAUCAUCCUACAGUUGAAAUGUUGGGUUAAAUCAAAGAGUACUGUUAAAUAUAUAGCACACAUUUCAUUUUCUGAUUCAUAAUAUUUAGCCUAAUAGAUGUGCCUGCCUUCAGAAAAACAUUUGUUCAUAAACAAGUGUAUUCCAGGAGAAAAAACAUAACUGUUCUCCAUACAUAUGUUCUAUUAAUCGUGUGUCCAUAAUUUCAUUUUAGAUGCCAUCCUGUAUGGUUCACUGUAAAUACAUCUGUGUGGAUGUGUGUGUGCCAUCCAUUUAUGGAAUUGUGAGUGUAAGAAAGAACUGCAGAUGCUGGUUUAAAUCGAAGGUAGACACAAAAUGCUGGAGUAACUCAGCGGGUGACUCGGCAUCUCUGGAGAGAAGGAAUGGGCGACGUUUCGGGU